Nelumbo nucifera (sacred lotus) is the source of this 1491-nucleotide messenger RNA. Its product is annotated as transcription factor MYB1R1-like. Gene Ontology annotation, molecular function: DNA binding; zinc ion binding. Gene Ontology annotation, biological process: response to gibberellin; response to ethylene. The record is from RefSeq and is a predicted model, not a curated record. NCBI's taxonomy places the organism in Eukaryota, Viridiplantae, Streptophyta, Magnoliopsida, Proteales, Nelumbonaceae.
UCAUCAAAUGGUAAACCCCUUAUAAGAUAUAUCUAAAUCACUACACCACCACUCGCUCGCCCUUCUCAAUUUCCAAAGCACACAUCCGCUUCUUUCUCUCUCUCUUCCGCUGUGUGGGCUGAGACUUUGUUGUACGGACUGAUAGAUUCUUCUUCGCUUUCUGAGAAGAAAAAGAAGGGAACAACAAGAAGAACAUUGGAGAAAGGAAGAGAGAAGCAGAAAUCUUGAACCGAACCGUCGUCACCCGUCAACCAAGAUGUCGCGCAGCUGCUCGCAGUGCGGCAACAACGGCCACAACUCCCGUACUUGUGCAGAGGCUGGCUCCGGUGCCGCCUCGGAAUCUGGUGGAUUUAUGCUGUUUGGUGUUCGUGUAACCGAGGGCUCGAUCCGUAAGAGCGUCAGCAUGAACAAUCUGUCGCAGUACGAGCAACCUCAAGAGCCCAACGCCGACGUUAAUGACGGAUACGCCUCCGACGAUGUCUGCCAUGCCUCUGCUGGGAACCGCGAGCGCAAAAGAGGAGUUCCAUGGACCGAAGAAGAACACAGGCUUUUCCUAGUAGGCCUGCAGAAGGUAGGAAAGGGAGAUUGGAGAGGUAUUUCUAGAAACUUCGUCAAGACUCGUACGCCUACUCAGGUAGCUAGUCAUGCUCAGAAAUAUUUCCUCCGUCGAAACAACCUUAACCGGAGGAGGCGCCGAUCCAGUCUCUUCGACAUCACCACCGAUACGUUUAUGGGAUUGCCAAUGGAAGAAGAAACUGUUUACCAGGAGACCACAACUCAGUCACCGGCACCGGUGAACUGUAACAUACGUUUUCCGGUACCGGCCUUCCCUGUGACGCUUAGUCCCGUGGUACUGCCCGGCGGUGGCGAGAAUCCCAUAGAGAAUCUGACGCUGGGAAAAAGUGAACAAACGAAUGCGCCAACAAAAGUUGUCCGCCCGAUACCUAUACUACCCAUACCGCCAGCAUCGAGAAUGGCUGAUCUUAAUCUGAACCAGAAAUCCUCUGCGGAUCCAUCGCCGUUGUCGCUUAAACUGUCUACUCCGUCAUCAGAUCAACAAGCGUCACCGAGACAUUCUGCUUUUCAGGCCAUGCCGAGCUUUGGCUCAGGGGAUCUCGAUUCCAACGGUGGAAGCAUUAUUACCGUUGCCUGACAAUAAACUUUCUAUAUAUCUUUUUAGGCAAAACAAGAGUAGUUAGGGUUAGAUUUAGAUUAGAUUAAAUUGGAUUAAGCGAGACAAAGUGAUUUGGUGAUUCCUUGUUUGUACAGAGUAGACACAGUCGAUAAAGGAGAUGCGUUGUUGUUUUGGUGGUGGACUGUAAGGGAUGUAAUCUUGUUUAUCUCUCUCAUCUUGUUUGCCUGCGGUUUGUUUGGUGGUCUCAACUCUCAAGGGAUUUACAUGGCAAAAAAAAAAAAAAAUUAUAUCGACUAUCAUUAUAGACAUUUUCUGCUUAACAAAAAUAAUUCUGGAUGCUGCUGUUUUUACUGGAA